UGUCGACAGAUCACUAUGGCAAAGGCACGUGAGGGAAAGUGGUAUGCGCCAGGGAGUGCGCUCUGGUAACCAACUUCUACACUGGUUAAUGACUGCGGACGAUAAAGGAGGAGCGAUGUUCAAUAUGCGUUUUCGGAGCUUGUAGCCUCGUUUCUACAUCGCCUGGAGGAGACUUAGGUGCAUCGAGGAACAGCCGCCAUGGCGACGAAAGGAAAUUGGUACAUCAGUGUGAUGGCAACACUGCUGUUGAUGUCAACUUGGCAACUGUGUGAAAGCUCCGGUUGCCCGUGUUCGAAUCGCCAAGUCGAAUUCCAAGAGGAGCAUCGAAACUUCAAGGUUGAUGAUGUGUUCGCUUUCAUGGGAAGUUCUUUGCACUGCUGUACGUCUGCCCUCCUGGGCUACGAAGACCGCAAUGCUACCAUAACGUGGGAGUUCAACGGAGCGCCUCAUCCGUGGCCGAAGACAGUCAGCACCUUCGAGUCGCAAUUCUGUGGCCCUCAGACGAUCGAGACUCGCGAAGUUGCCCGGACCGAUGCUGGGAAUUAUACCUGCACCGUCACCUCUUCGAAUGGGACUGUGGUCAAAUCAACGACGAGACUGAAUGUUUUUCCCAUCACCAAGUUCCGUGAUUUGCCGCAGCCUUUAGUGUCUCCCGAAGACUUCUACGCAACGGCAGGAAUGAAUGCAAACUUCUCUUGUAAAGCUUACGUGGGUGAGUUCCUCAUCCCUCCUGCAGGAACAUUCAGAAAGAUCCACGACAACAACACUGAGAUUAUGGCCACAGAUAUGCCUAAUGUCACAGUCACUGUAACGAGGCCAAACCGAGGUGUUAUGAAAGUGGAGAUGGUCAUACACGAAGUCCGCCAAGAACAUUUUGGGAAGUAUGCAUGCGACGUCAGCAACGUCUACGGCCUUCUGAGAAAGAACGUAUCCCUCAUAGAUGGAAUGUCUGAAGCAGAAAGGGUGAUGCUGAUAUACAAAUCGACCGCCAUCGUGAUCUCUGUGGUGGUAGUGGUGUCACUACUGUUUUCAUGGCUGCUUUGGAGACUCAGGAUCGUGAUAGUUGUGUGUUGGCAGAGAAGGACCACUGCGCCUUUAGCCCAAGACAAAUACAACUACGACGUAUUUGUGAUCCACGGAGAAACGGCGUCCAGCUGGGUGUGGGGCGUCCUGGUAUCAAUGCUGGAGACGACCUAUGGUUAUGCUUGCUUUUUGCCGGACCGGGAUUUGCACGGGGGAGAGAUGGUUGCAGACACCAUCUCAGCUGUCAUGGCCACCUGUCGCCGCGUGCUUGUGGUGACGACACCUUGUUUGCCCGAGAGUCGUUGGGGAACUUGGUCUCUGCACUCCGGCAUCCACUCCACUCUGACGUCACCAACCCGCAUUCUCGCCCUCAAACUACAGGACAUGAAGUUCGAAUCCACAAACGCCAAGGACAUCCUCAGGAUCUUGAAAGUUGUGAAGACGCUUACCUGUACCCUCGGCCUGUGGCCUGCUCGACGACCCGGAAAUCCCCCCCGAUGUUCCCGCAACCAAACCGCAGGACUAACCAUCCCGGAGGUCAGGGUGGAGGGCGACUGGUCAGGCUCCCCGAAGAGGCAGAGGCUCUCGAACAUGAUCCUCGGAAGCAACAACUCCUCCAGGGAGAAUCUAGACGAAGAGAAGGGAGACAAGCAGGUCAGCAACGGAGGACCUGUUAUUUACGACCAGGAUGACGGCCUUGAGGACCCCGGCUCGCCCUGCUCCAUCACACCUUUCAUCCUGCCGUCCUGCAAUCGACAACAAACUUCAAAGGGUUGCGCCUCCCUGACCUGGUACAUGCGGGUGGCGUUUGUCAAGGACUCCGAGGAACAGUUCUGGCUGCGACUGCGCUAUUACCUGACGCCGCCCAGCCGUCCGUCGCACUGCACCGCCACCUACAAGGCCUGAGGGUUUAUCACCGGAAGUGAAUGGCAUCUGACAGUACACACACUGCUCGUGUACAAAACUGGUGCUGAAACCCAGUGACUAACGGAUACACAGAGUCGUAAAUAUGUAAAGGUGUAGCUCCAUUAUCUGUAUCUGUGUGGGGAUUACUGUGCAUGACAGUCUCUCAUUGUGCGUGUCCCCUUUUAUGACUGAAAUUAUGAAGACUAGAUCACAUGGUCGAAGAUCAAUCCUAGCUUCAUAAUAGUACUGUUUGAAAUUUUCUAAACAGUGAUGUACCAAAUGGUGGAAAAAGUCAUGAGAUGUUUAGAAAAUACGUAAAACGGAAAAUGAUAUAUGAAUAUGAUGAUGCACGAGAGUUUUUUGUAUCACCAUCUUUUCUGUAAGGCAAUUUUUUUUAUUUUUUUUUGGUUAGUGUAUGGCUUAAAUGCGUCAUUAACCAAGCUUUACAUACGUCUCAUAUAAACUAAGGAACAUAUAUGUUACAAAACUAAAACUUAAGUUAUACCUCAUCUAUAUAUCUGUGACUCCCUGGAAUGAGACAGCUUUGGUAUCCCCAGGUAUUAUCACAUUCAUCCUCAUCGUCCACUUGUAUUUCAUUCAACACAUUAUCAUUACCAUUCAUUUUUAUAACCACAAACUUUUUUAUCCUCAUUCUUGUAUAUGUAUAGGCGUUUUGCUGUCUUUAAUAGACGAGUUACAUGUAUGCGGGCAAGUACGGGUCGUUAUGUUUUCUGUAGUUGUUUUUACAGAAAGCGUAGAAAUGUAGCCAAGGAUUUGUUGAGAAAUAUGUGAUUUAUAGUCAGGCGUCUUUCGAAACGCCAAGGCUGGUGGUUUGUUACUCGGAUGUGGAAGGACAGAAUAAGGUAUUAGAAAACAGUAAGGGUUACCUUGAGAUUAAUACUCCAAAGUCAUGAAGUAGAUGCAAGGUGAGUGGUUAGUAGUUUAGGAAUGACAAUUAUUUUUACAGGGAAAUGCGACAGACAUCGUUUUGAGCUCUGUAGAAGUCAUUUCACAUGUUGCCAUUUAACCAUCCCACGAGGCCAUUUGUAUAUUUAAGUUCUGAUAUAUGGUAUAUAUGUAGAUAUAGUAUAAAAGUUUGCACUAAUGUUAAGAAUAUAGUGCACGAGCACAAUAAGUAUCAGUAAAUGUUAAGUAUUGAUUUCGUAACAAAGUACAUAUACUAAGUAAGAUUAUAUCUCAGCUGCCCAUUUACCAGUUUAGCAAGCUGGAAAAACAGCAAAAUGUAAGCUGUUUUCAAAUCUUAGAACAUACAUUGUUUAGCAAGGUGAGGGUCCUAAGUCUAAAUCACCUGGUGCCUUUUGUUUUUAGGUUAGGUUGAUAAUAAGAAACUUCUGAAAGGAUGCGUUUUUUAUUUUGUACAAUUACCGUAUGUGCCAUUAGCAUGUAUUUUUAUAGUAAUGAUACUGUGUAAAAUAAAUGUGAAAAUGAAA
Penaeus chinensis is the source of this 3380-nucleotide messenger RNA. RefSeq names its product interleukin-1 receptor accessory protein-like 1. Bases 199 to 1929 code for a protein of 576 amino acids. The transcript has 12 exons. Gene Ontology annotation, biological process: signal transduction. Lineage: Eukaryota; Metazoa; Arthropoda; Malacostraca; Decapoda; Penaeidae. The record is from RefSeq and is a predicted model, not a curated record.